AUGGCGGAAGAUCUAGUGCUCGACACGGCCAUCAGAGAUUGGGUGCUGAUUCCGCUCUCUGUUGUCAUGGUCCUCAUUGGAGUUCUCCGCUACUUCGUCUCGAAGCUUAUGCGCUCGUCUCCAGUCCCCGAUGUUAAAGUCGUACGAGAAGGGCAAAUCGUACUUAGGGCUCGGAAUUUACGUUCUGCUGCUAAUUUUAUUCCCCACAAGUCGUUUCGUUCCCGCAGAGUUUAUUAUGGCAACGAGGAGAAUGGGCUGCUCUAUGUUCCCAAAGGCCAGGCCCAAAAUGCACAAGCACAGAUGUUUUCAGAUCCAAAUAUGGCAAUGGAUAUGAUGAAGAAGAAUCUCUCCAUGAUUAUACCUCAGACUCUUACUUUUGCGUGGGUCAACUUUUUCUUCUCCGGAUUUGUAGCAGCAAAAAUACCCUUUCCUCUGACUCAGAGGUUCCGGUCGAUGUUACAGAAUGGAAUCGAUUUGAGUACUGUGGAUGUCAGCUAUGUCAGUAGCCGUUCAUGGUACUUUCUAAAUUUGUUUGGAUUAAGAGGUUUAUUCAGUCUCAUUCUGGGAGAAGAAAAUGCAAUGGAUGAUACACAGAGAAUGAUGCAAAUGUCUGGUUUUGGCAUGGACCCAACAAAGGGUUUGAGUGCCGAGAAAGACAACUUAGACAUAGUGCAACAUGAAUGGGUCUUGCCCAAGUUUGAGCACCGUGCUGAAGCUGUGUUGAGAAAGAUUGUCAGCUGAUCGGUUUCUGCCUCACAGGUCCUCUACUAGUAUCUUUUAUAUGAUUAUUACGAAUUAGGUACUUUUCUUGGGGAUUGUUGUGAAACAUAGAAAUCUGUUUUUAUCAGCCAUGGAUUUUGUAACAUUAAAUUAUUUUUAGUCAACUAAUAGCAAUUUGAAUCUUUCCAAGUUAUGUACAAUCAAUUCUAGCAAAAGGAUACCGUUAAAGAUGGAAUGCAAUGAUGAUGUUGAACAUCUCUUAGAAGG
This is a messenger RNA of Benincasa hispida (wax gourd), 987 nucleotides long. Lineage: Eukaryota; Viridiplantae; Streptophyta; Magnoliopsida; Cucurbitales; Cucurbitaceae. The record is from RefSeq and is a predicted model, not a curated record.